GAUCAUCUGAAGGCAGCAUUGUAUCUCCGCCCGCCACGUCAGGCGUGACGUACCAAGAGGCGGUGUCCGGGUUUGUGAGGCGUUCGGACCCGGACAAGAAAGCCUCAAUUGUGGCGUAAAACGUUCGACUUAGGAGUGACACUCCCACUAGCAAAGCCAUUACUGAUCAUGGACCCGAACGCCAGCGGACUCCUCCGGAGGCUGACUGAGGCCGGCCAGUCUCACCUGAUCCGCUUCUGGGACAAACUAAGCCCUGAUGAGCGUGCCUCCUUAAACCAGGAGUUGCAAGGGAUCGACUUCCAGGAGAUCAACGUCUUCUUCAAGAGAGCCAUGGAGUCAUCCGGAUCCAGCAGCAAGAACGAGAAGAUGGAUGCCCGCAUGGAGCCGGUGACCCAGGAUGUGCUUGGGAGUGUGACGAGGGACAGGGGAAGUGUUAAACGCUGGGAGGAAAAAGGCCUGGAAUGCAUCUCCCAGGGUAAAGUGGCCGUUCUACUACUGGCCGGCGGUCAGGGAACCAGACUCGGGGUCUCCUACCCCAAAGGGAUGUACGACGUGGGGCUUCCGUCCCACAAGACCCUCUUCCAAAUCCAGGCCGAGCGUAUUUUGAAGCUGCAGCGGCUGAGUGAGGAAAAGCACAAGAAAAAGUGCAACGUUCCUUGGUACAUCAUGACCAGCGGCAGGACCAUGGAAUCCACCAAAGACUUCUUCUCACGCCUUAACUACUUUGGCUUGGACAAGAGCAGCGUCAUCUUUUUCCAGCAGGGCAUGCUCCCAGCCAUGGACUACGACGGCAAGAUGAUCCUGGAGAGUACAUGCAAGGUGUCCAUGGCCCCUGAUGGAAAUGGGGGUCUGUACAGAGCCUUGGGCAACCAGGGCAUCUUGGAUGACAUGCAGCGGAGGGGGGUUGAGUACAUACAUGUGUACUGUGUGGAUAACAUCCUGGUCAAAGUGGCUGACCCAGCAUUUUUGGGUUUCUGUGUGGAGAAGGAUGCUGACUGUGGCGCUAAGGUGGUAGAGAAAAGCAACCCGACGGAGGCCGUCGGCGUAGUCUGCAAGGCCGACGGGCAUUACCAAGUGGUGGAGUACAGCGAGAUCACCCUGGCGACGGCCGAGAAGCGCAGCGCCGACGGCCGCCUCAUGUUCAACGCGGCCAACGUGUGUAAUCACUUCUUUAGCUUCGCCUUCCUCAAAGAUAUUGUCGAGAAGUAUGAACCAAAGCUUCAGCACCACGUGGCCCAGAAGAAGAUCCCGUUUGUGGACGACCAGGGUCAGCUCGUCAGUCCUGACAAACCCAAUGGAAUUAAAAUGGAAAAAUUUGUCUUUGACAUCUUCCAGUUUGCCAAGACGUUUGUGGUGUACGAGGUGCUGAGGGAAGACGAGUUCUCCCCGCUGAAGAACGCCGAUCGCCAGGACGGGAAGGACACGCCCACCACCGCCAGACACGCCCUCAUGUCCCUCCACCACCGCUGGGUGCUGAACGCCGGCGGCCACUUCAUUGACGAGAAUGGCACGCGUGUGCCCGCCAUACCCAGAGCUGGAGCAGCAGACCCUGUCACAGAUGAUGGCAUCAGAAACCUAAAGGACGGAACGGACCUGCCAAUCAAAUGUGAAAUCUCUCCGCUGGUGUCCUACGGGGGGGAGGGUCUGGAAGCGCUGGUGAAGGGUCGAGAUUUCCACCCCACGCUCAUCAUCGACGAAAGCGGCGUCCACCAGCUGGUCAAGAACGGCGUUUAGGUGGGACCAAUCCAAAGACACCAACCCUUUUUAGUUCCUCUAUGAGAAGCUGUGAUGUCAUCACUGUGCAACAACAAGCAUCAAUGUGCAUGUCCACCAAGAAACUUGAUGAACAAACCAAGGAGAUGAUGUAUGACGACAGUUCUUCCGGGAGGAGCGCUUGUGGGUUUGGUGCAUCUAUUUAUUUUGAUGAUGAAACUUAUUUUUCUAUAUUCUACAUAUCUGCUCAAGUUUAAAUCAUGAUUUUUAUAACUCACGGGAACUGGAAUGAUCUGGUUUGUGAAUCAUAUACAGGGCAGGAUGUGGGAGUUUUUCUUCUAAUUAUCGAUGAUGGAACUUGACUCAGCUCAAAGUCAUGCAUAUUAAAGAAGAAGGAAAAAACAGUA
Molecule: messenger RNA, 2120 nt
Organism: Syngnathus acus (greater pipefish)
Lineage: Eukaryota; Metazoa; Chordata; Actinopteri; Syngnathiformes; Syngnathidae
Gene: uap1
Product: UDP-N-acetylglucosamine pyrophosphorylase 1
Exons: 11
Coding region: 169-1734 (521 amino acids)
Biological process (GO): UDP-N-acetylglucosamine biosynthetic process
Molecular function (GO): UDP-N-acetylglucosamine diphosphorylase activity
Source: RefSeq, a predicted model, not a curated record